Messenger RNA from Lathyrus sativus (Indian pea), 1581 nucleotides. Lineage: Eukaryota; Viridiplantae; Streptophyta; Magnoliopsida; Fabales; Fabaceae. The record is from the annotation of a GenBank genome assembly.
AUGGCACGCAGAGUUGUUUUGUCUGUCCUCCCUUUUCUCCUACUCUUGUUAAUUAAUGACUAUGGAAGUUUUGCAAGAGAUAUGAACCAAGUUGAUCAACCUUAUCUCGAUGGAUGGUUGAAAGAUAUCCGAGUUGAGAAAGAAGAAUCCAAUCCUGACUCCAAUCAAGUUUACCUUGACGGAUGGUUGAAAGAUACUCGAGUCGAAGAAGUCAGAGUUAACCCUGAUUCCAACCAAGUAUACCUUGAUGGAUGGUUGAAAGAUACUCGAACCGAGAAAGACAAAUCCAACCUCGACUCCAACCAAGUUUACCUUGAUGGAUGGUUGAAAAAUACUCGAACUGAGAAAGUAAAAUCCUCCCCUGACUCCAACCAAGUUUACCUUGAUGGAUGGUUGAAAGAUAUCCGAGAUGAGAAAACAAAAUCCACCCCUAACUCCAACCAAGUUUACGUUGAUGGAUGGUUGAAAGAUAUCCGAGUUGAGAAAGCAAAAGUGAAUUCUGACUCCAACCAAGUUUACCUUGAUGGAUGGUUGAAAGAUACCCGAGCUGAGAAAGUAAAAGUCAACCUUGACUCCAAACAAGUUUAUCUUGAUGGAUGGUUGAAAGAUACCCGAACCGAAAAAGAAAAUUCCAACCCUGACUCUAACCAAGUUUACCUAGAUGGAUGGUUGAAAGAUACAGGAGCAGGUAAGGAAACUUCCUCCCCUAACUCUAACCGUGUUUACCUUGAUGGCUGGUUGAAAGAUAACCAUAUUGAGAAUGAAAAAUCCAUCACGAAUUCCAAGCAAGCUUACCUUGAUGGUUGGUUGAAAGACUCACAUGCAGAGAACCACAUUAAAAUUGGACAAGAUUUGGUGGUGUCAAACGAAAAACCAUCUUCGAAAGUUGACCAUACCGAAGCAUUCAAGGUAGCUUUUUUCGGUAUAGAAGAUCUUUAUGUAGGGAAUGUAAUGACCUUGCAAUUUCCUAUCAGAGAAUAUGCUAAGUUCUUGCCAAGAAAAGUUGCGGAUGACAUUCCUUUUUCCAAAUCACAAAUUCCAAGCCUUCUACAACUAUUCUCACUCACAAAAGAUUCUCCUAAAGGUGAAGAUAUGAUAGACAUAAUUAAUCAAUGUGAGUUUAGACCCAACAAAGGGGAGACCAAGGCUUGUCCUACUUCUUUAGAGUCCAUGCUUGAAUUUGUUCAUAGUGUUAUUGGUGCCGAGACUAAUUAUAACAUUCACUCGACUAGCUAUCCCACGACAUCAGGUGCACAAUUGCAAAACUACACUGUUUUGGAUAUCUCAAAGGAUAUCUAUGCUCCUAAAUGGGUAGCAUGUCACCCUAGGCCUUACCCAUACGCUCUUUACUAUUGUCACUACCUAGACAUAGGAAGUAAGAUCUUCAAAGUUCUUCUAAAGGGUGAAUAUGGAGACAUAAUGGAUGCUUUGGGAAUUUGCCACCUAGACACAUCUGACAUGGAUCCUAAUCAUUUUAUAUUUGAACUACUUGGAAUGAAGCCUGGGGAAGGUCCAUUGUGCCAUUUCUUCCCUGUUAAGCAUGUCUUAUGGGUGCCAAGUCCACCACAUGCCACCAAAUGA